AUGUUCCACUACAACCGGAGGAUCCACAACAAUCAAAGUUUCCACACCAAACGCAGGUUCCACAACAACCGGAGGUUCCACUUCAACCGGGGGGUCAACAACCGGAGUUUCCACAACAACCGGGGGGUCCACAACAACCGGAGGUUCCACAACAACCGGAGGUUCCACAACAACCGGGGGGUCCACAACCGGGGUUUCAACUUCAACCUGGGGGUCCACAACCGGAGGCUCCACAACAACUGGAGGUUCCACUUCAACCGGGGGGUCCACAACCAGAGGAACCGGAGGUUCCCCGACAACCGGAGGUUCCACAACUGGAGGUUCCACAGCAACCGGAGGUUCUACAACAACCGGAAGUUCCACAACAACCAGAGGUUCUACAUCAACCGGAGGUUCCCCUACAACCGGGGGAACCGGAGGUUCCCCUACAAUCGUACAUUCCACUACAACCGGAGGUUCCACUACAACCGGUGGUUCCACAACAACUGGAGAUUCCACUUCAACCGGGGGGUCCACAACCAGAGGUUACAAAACCGGAGGUUCCACAACAACCGGAGGUUCCCCAACAACCGGGGGGUCCACAACAACCGGAGGUUCCACAACAAUCGUACGUCCCACUACAACUGGAGGUUCCUCAACAACCGGUGGUUCCACUACAACCGGAGAAUCUCACACAACCGGUGGUUCCGCUACAAUCGUACAUUCCACUACAACCGGAGGUUCCACAACAACCGGAGGUUCCACUACAACCGGGGGGUCCACCACUGGGGGUUCCACUUCAACCAAGGGUCCCACAACCAAAGGUUCCAUCACAACUGGUGGUUCCACUACAACCGGAGAAUCUCAUACAACCGGAGGUUCCACUACAAUUGUACAUUCCACUACAAGUGGAGGUUCCACAACAACUGGAGGUUCCACGAGAACCGGGGGUUCCAAAACAACCGGAGGGUCCACAACCAGGGUUUCACCUUCAACCGGGGGGUCCACAACCGGAGGCUCCACAACAACUGGAGGUUCCAUUUCAACUGGUGGGUCCUCAACCAGAAGUUCCACUACAAACGGAGGUUCCCCAACAAUCGUAUGUUCCACUACAACCGGAGGAUCCACAACAAUCAAAGUUUCCACACCAAUCGCAGGUUCCACAACAACCGGAGGUUCCACAUCAGCCAAAGUUUCCGCAGCAAAUCAAGGUUCCACAACAACCGGAGGUUCCACUUCAACCGGGGGGUCCACAACCGGAGGUUCCACUACAACUGGGGGGUCCACAACAACUGGAGGUUCAACUUCAACCGGGGGGUCAACAACCGGAGUUUCCACAACAACUGGAGGCUCCACUUCAACCAAGGGUUCCACCACCAGAGGUUCCACCACAACUGGGGAGUACACAGCAACCGGAGGUUUCACAACAACCGGAGGUUCCACAACAACCGGGGGGUCCACAACAACCGGGGGGUCCACAACAACCGGAGGUUCCACAACAACCGGAGGUUCCACAACAACCGGGGGGUCCACAACAACCGGGGGGUCCACAACCGGGGUUUCAACUUCAACCGGGGGGUCCACAACCAGAGGGUCCACGACUACCCGAGGUUCCACUUCAACCGGGGGGUCCUCAACCGGAGGUUCCACGACAACUGGAGGUUCCACAACUGGAGGUUCCACAGCAACCGGAGGUUCUACUACAACCGGAAGUUCCACAACAACCAGAGGUUCUACAUCAACCGGAGGUUCCCCUACAACCGGGGGAACCGGAGGUUCCGCUACAAUCGUACAUUCCACUACAACCGGAGGUUCCACUACAACCGGUGGUUCCACUACAACCGGAGGUUCCACUGCAACCGGGGGUUCCACAACCGGACGUUCCAAAACCGGAGGUUCACCAACAACCGGGGGGUCCAAAACAACCGGAGGAUCCACAACAACCGGAGGUCCCACAACAAUCGUACGUCCCACUUCAACCGGAGGUUCCUCAACAAUCGUACAUUCCACUGCAACCGGAGGUUCCACAACAACCGGAGGUUCCGCUACGACCGGUGGGUCCACCACUGGGGGUUCCACUUCAACCAAGGGUCCCACAACCAAAGGUUCCAUCACAACUGGGGGGUCCACAACAACCGGAGGUUCUACAACAACCGGAGGUUCCACAACAACUGGAGGUUCUACAACAACUGGAGGUUCCACUACAACCGGAGGUUCCACUUCAACCGGGGGGCCAACAACCGGAGGUUCCACUACAACCAGAGGUUCUACAACAACCGGAGGUUCCACAACAACUGGGGGGUCCACAAAACCCGGAGGUCAAACAACCGGAGGUUCCACAACAACCGGCGUUACCACAACAACCGGAGGUUCCACAACAACUGCAGUUCCAACGACGACGUGCUCAGCAGCCGGUUCCCUCCCGGAACGUUUCACAUGCUGACGGUGAAAAUCAACCAAAGACUGGCCGUCUAG
Molecule: messenger RNA, 2454 nt
Organism: Gadus chalcogrammus (walleye pollock)
Lineage: Eukaryota; Metazoa; Chordata; Actinopteri; Gadiformes; Gadidae
Product: GATA zinc finger domain-containing protein 14-like
Exons: 6
Coding region: 1-2454 (817 amino acids)
Source: RefSeq, a predicted model, not a curated record